AGAGAGGAGUUCACAUCAGUUCCUUAUCAUCAUCCACCAUGUUCUCUGCAGCUGUGAUGCUGCUGCUGGCAGCUGGAUCCUGUGUGAGGUGUAUUGACCUCAUCCAGCCAAACUCAGUGUUUGUGCAGCGUGGACAGUCUUUGACCAUCACCUGUCAGGUCUCUGGUUAUUCUCUGACUGAUAACAGCUAUGCGACAGGUUGGAUAAGACAUCGUGAAGGAAAACCAAUGGACUGGAUUUUUCAUCAGUGGGGUGGAGGUAGCAUCAUUAAAAAUAGUGCUCUAGAGAACAAGUUCAGCUUCAGCAGAGACACUCCAGCAAGAACAGUAACAAUACAAGGACAGAAUCUGGAGCCUGAGGACACAGCUGUUUAUUACUGUGUCCGUUACUUGGGUAGCAGCUAUGGUUUUGACUACUGGGGAAAAGGAACAAUGGUGACCGUCACAUCAGGCACUCCAUCUGUUCCGACUGUGUUUCCUCUGAUGCCCUGUGGUUCCGGGACAACGGAGACUGUCACUCUUGGUUGCUUGGCCACUGGCUUCACACCCUCAUCUCUGACAUUCACAUGGAAAAAAAAUGGGGCUUCCUUGGUGGAUUUCAUCCAAUACCCUCCAGUGCAAAAAGGCAACGGUUAUACAGGAGUCAGCCAAAUCCGUGUCAGCAGAGCAGACUGGAAUACAGGGAAGCGUUUCCAGUGUGCUGUGUCCCACUCCACAGGAAACAAAGAAACUGGAGACAUUUUUAAGCCAAAAAUCAAGGUUAUCUCACCAAGUAUCACAUUGAACUCUAUCUGGGAAGAUAAAUUAACAGUCAAACUCAUCUGCACCCUAAGUGGCUUCUUUCCAGACAAGUUGAGUGUGGCGUGGCAACAGGACAACCAAACUUUAAGUAAUGUCCCACUUCAGACAAAGUUGUGGAGCAUUCAGGGAGUGGAGAAAACCUUCAGGCUUGACAGUGAGAUUGAGCCAGACAACACAGAAUGGGAAAGUGGCUCCUCAUUUAAAUGCAUGGCUUCUCACGAGGGAAAAGAAUUUACGAAAACAAUCAAUAUUUGUCAAGUGCAUGCAAGUGUCCCUCCUUCCAUUGAUGUGAAGAUUCCCAGCUUCAGGACUGUAAUGACAGCAUCUGUCGUGAAAGCAACAUGUUCUGUCCAAACUGUGUUUAAAGCUAAGGUGACCUGGCUGAUGGAUGGAAACGUUGCACCAGAUAACAUAGUGGGAAAGACUGCGAACGCAACUCAUAUAAACAGUGAUGUGACGGUUCCCUCUAGUCAGUGGAAACAACUCAGAUUUAUAUCUUGUCAAGUUGACUACAAGUGCUUUUCAUCUGUUCAGAAGAGAGUAAAUGUUAGAGGACCUGAGGUUAGAGCUCCAUCGGUAGAAAUCAAGCGAUCUCUCCCAGAUUUGUUGAAGGGAAAUAGUGCUGUGCUCAAGUGUGUCGUCACACCCCGCUCCCCGAGUGACCUCUAUGUCACUUUUCAGGCCAACAGUGUUGACAUCUCUGAAAAGCUGUAUAUUGAUCUUCCUGAGGCACCCGAACGCCAUUCAAUUACCAGCAGCUUCACUGUGCCUCAAAGUAACUGGAAAAAAACCACAACAUUUACCUGCAAAGUCCAUCAAGGCUUCACCGCCCCCUUCACAUCAAAGUCAACUGCAAAUAUAUUUGAGGAUCCUUCUGUGGAACUUUCUUCGGUUCCCAGUGGAGAAUCAGGACCACAAAGACUCUUAUGCUCUGGAAGGGGAUUCCACCCCCAAAUUAAAUGGUUUCCUGAGUCCCAGCAAACAUCCCCAAAAAAUGACUUCACCAUGGGAGUGGAUGGACACGUGGACGUAACCAGUCAACUUCAUGUCCCUCAAACAGAGUGGGAAACAGGCAAAGUCUUCACUUGUGAAGUGUCUGACACAUCUCUGAUGAAGAAAAUCAACAAAAGUGUCAGCCUCUGCUCAGUGACUCCAGCAUCAUUUCAGAAGGUUGGCGUAUAUGUUCAGGGACCCCCACUUUAUGAGUUUCAUAAAAAGGGGCAUGUGACAAUCACCUGUCUUCUAGUUGGCCGCCGGCUUGAUCAUUUCAUCAUCACUUGGAGAGUCAAUGGGGCCAUGAAACAUCCGUCGAAUUUCCAUAGCGAGCGACCAGUAACUCACAAUAACGGGACAGAGACUCUGCAGAGCUACUUCAAUGUUUCGGCAGAAGACUGGUAUGCUUAUAAACCGGUGUCCUGUGAGGGAACGCACCGAUGCUCCAAAAUCGGGUACAAGGAACAAAUAAGCAAAAGCAGAGACCUGCACCAGCCGACAGUGAAGAUAAUACAGCCAAGUGCCACUGAGCUCGCCCUGUCAGAAUUUGUCACACUUGUUUGCCUAGUUUCUGGAUAUUAUCCAUCCAAUAUCAUGGUGUAUUGGGAGGAAAAUGGCCAGAGACUUCCAUCAAAUCGCUUCACCAACGGCGCUGCAUGGACUUACACAGGGAGCAGCACUUAUUCAAUGAGCAGCAGACUCAACAUAUCCAAAAAUGAAGACAAGGGGUCUGCAUAUUGUUGUUCAGUCAGACAUGAGUCAUCUGAAAUACUUUUUCAAAGCACCAUAAAUAAUGUGUUUGCCACAGUGACCCACAGUGAACCUUCUGGCACCUUGCUCCAGGGUAAAAAAGAACUUGUGUGCCUAGCGUUUGGCUUCAGUCCUGCAUCUAUAAACAUCACCUGGUUUCUUGAUGAUUCCAUUGAACUGUUGGACUUCAAUACUAGUGAGCCCCAAACGAGCCAGAAUGGAAAGUUCAGUAUCCAAAGCCACCUUCGUCUGUCCAAAGUCAACUGGUUACCUGGAGCAACCAUUACCUGCAGGGUGACGCAUGCAAACACCAUGCUAUCCCUGAACAUAUCUAAACCAGACACAUUGGAGCACUGUCUUUUUUUAGAUGACAUCUUGUAUGCGGACUUGUAUCAGGACAUAGGUGCGGAAAGCUAUAUCACUAUAGUUUUCCUGCUGUUUUUCCUCAUCGCUGUCAUCUAUGGCAUCUCGGCGACCAUAUUUAUGACCAGAUGAUGAUCACAGGAAAGAUAUUCUCUCGUCUUACGAUCCAAAUGACAUGGAGAGGUCACAUUUAUUUCUUUUCUAAGUUUUUUUUUGUUCAUGUUUUUUCUAUUUCUCUUACUUGGGACUACAUUCAUUUCUUUUGAUUUAUUCUUCAUAUGUUGUCUUUCAAAUACCAAUAUAAUAAACACAUGUUCAGUGA
Messenger RNA from Solea senegalensis (Senegalese sole), 3228 nucleotides. It is a transcript of the gene ighd, whose product is annotated as immunoglobulin heavy constant delta. The coding region runs from base 39 to 3038 and encodes 999 amino acids. Lineage: Eukaryota; Metazoa; Chordata; Actinopteri; Pleuronectiformes; Soleidae. The record is from RefSeq and is a predicted model, not a curated record. The transcript is spliced from 14 exons.